Penicillium paradoxum is the source of this 1794-nucleotide messenger RNA. RefSeq lists its product as uncharacterized. The annotation marks the transcript as partial. The record is from RefSeq and is a predicted model, not a curated record. Gene Ontology annotation, molecular function: flavin adenine dinucleotide binding; thiamine pyrophosphate binding; acetolactate synthase activity. The transcript has 3 exons. NCBI's taxonomy places the organism in Eukaryota, Fungi, Ascomycota, Eurotiomycetes, Eurotiales, Aspergillaceae. Gene Ontology annotation, biological process: L-valine biosynthetic process. Gene Ontology annotation, cellular component: acetolactate synthase complex; mitochondrion.
GGUUACACGGCCUCCUUUGCAUUCUUUGAAGCCCUCUGGGAGGGCGGUGUCAGCCAUGUUUUUGUCAAUCUGGGAUCCGACCACCCCUCCAUCCUCGAGGCUAUGGUGAAAGGCCAAAAAGAGAAGAGGGAUCAAUUCCCUACGAUAAUCACCUGUCCCAAUGAGAUGGUGGCAAUGUCCAUGGCCGAUGGGUAUGCCCGAUUGACCGGGAAGCCACAGGCGGUAAUUGUCCACGUCGAUGUGGGCACGCAGGGACUCGGAGCAGCAGUCCACAACGCCUCAUGUGGGCGUGCCCCAGUUUUGAUCUUCGCCGGUCUGUCGCCUUACACAAUUGAGGGUGAGAUGCGAGGUUCGCGCACCGAAUAUAUUCACUGGAUUCAAGAUGUACCAGACCAGAAGCAGAUUGUCUCCCAGUAUUGCCGAUACACUGGGGAGAUCAAGUCUGGCAAGAAUGUCAAGCAGAUCGUCAAUCGGGCUUUGCAAUUUGCAACAAGUGACCCACAGGGACCCGUGUACUUGCUUGGAGCGCGGGAAGUUAUGGAAGAGGAUAUCGAGCCCUACCAGCUGAAUCAAACAGUCUGGGGCCCCGUGGCCCCAGCUGCUUUGCCAAUCUCUGGUGUUGAAAUGAUCGCAUCGGAGCUUGCGGCCGCCAAGAACCCUCUUAUUAUUACUGGAUAUUCUGGUCGAAAGUCCCAGGCUGUGACUGAGCUGGUCGCUUUGGCAAACAGCUUCAAGGGAGUUCGUGUGCUCGACACCGGUGGUAGCGAUAUGUGCUUUCCUGCUGACCACCCGGGAUGGUUGGGAUUAAGAUAUCCAGGGCAUGAAUUGGUUCGAACGUCCGACUUGAUUCUUGUGAUUGACUGCGAUGUUCCAUGGGUACCUACACAGUUUAAGCCAUCCGCAUCAGCCAAGAUCAUCCACAUCGAUGUCGAUCCUUUGAAGCAACAGAUCCCGGUCUUCUACAUCCACUCGAUGGCUACAUUCCGCGCCGACUCUUCUACCGCCCUCAAGCAGAUCAAUGAUUAUGUUGCUUCCCAGGAAUCUUUGCAGCAAUUCAUUGGCUCCAAGGAGAAUAUUACCAUGGGAAAACUCCGGGACGAGGAGUAUUCGAAGCGUCGGCGCGAGAUCACCGAAUUGGCCGUAGUCCCGGAAGGCGGCGAUGGCGCAAAUCUGAACAUCAAUUAUCUCAUGUCUCAGGUCCGCCAGGGGGUUCCGAUCGAUACCAUCUGGGCGAUUGAGUCCGUGACAAUGACCCACUUCGUGGCGGAUCAAGUCUCAGCGACCAUACCUAAUUCGUGGAUCAACUGCGGCGGUGGUGGUCUAGGAUGGUCUGGUGGCGGCGCACUUGGUAUCAAGCUUGCCAGUGACGAACAACAUGGAGGACGUGGAAAGGGGAAAUUCGUCUGUCAAGUUGUUGGUGACGGAACAUUCCUAUUCUCGGUACCUGGAUCCGUGUACUGGAUCGCCCGCCGCUAUGGUAUCCCUGUUUUGACUAUUGUGCUGAACAAUAAGGGCUGGAAUGCCCCUCGAAGAAGCAUGUUGCUUGUUCAUCCUGAGGGUGAUGGCGCCCGUGCUACCAAUGAAGAACUUAACAUCUCCUUUGCGCCUACACCGGACUAUGCAGGUAUCGCUAAGGCUGCAGCAGGUGGUGAGAUGUGGGCUGGACGAGCUUCGACUGUUGCUGAACUCGCUGAAAAACUUCCGGAUGCUAUUAAGAGUGUUCUAAGUGGAAAGGGAGCGGUGCUCGAAGCACAGCUUGAUGGAACCACUGGUAAGUAUGUGGAGAGUCCUUGA